Molecule: messenger RNA, 1545 nt
Organism: Pestalotiopsis fici W106-1
Lineage: Eukaryota; Fungi; Ascomycota; Sordariomycetes; Amphisphaeriales; Sporocadaceae
Product: Benzoate 4-monooxygenase
Exons: 2
Coding region: 1-1545 (514 amino acids)
Molecular function (GO): oxidoreductase activity, acting on paired donors, with incorporation or reduction of molecular oxygen; monooxygenase activity; heme binding
Source: RefSeq, a predicted model, not a curated record
AUGGCUGUGAUUCACCUGCUCGCAUCGCCCUGGACGUUGGCACUGGCACCCGUCGCACUGGUGCUGUACUACCUCGUUCCCUACUUCUUCACCUUUGGCAAACUUCGGGGCAUCCCCGCUCCGUUCCCGGCUCAAUUCUCCAACCUAUGGCUGCUCUCCGUGUGUCGGCGCGGCGGCAACCGUUAUGAGGUUGUGGAUGAGUUGCACAAGAAGCUUGGCACCGUGGUCCGCAUCCAGCCAAACCACGUCAGCAUUGCCGACGAUGCCGCCAUCCAGGCCAUUUACGGCCACGGCAACGGUUUCUUGAAGUCCGAGUUUUACGACGCCUUUGUCUCGAUCCGCCGUGGUCUCUUCAACACUAGAGACCGCGCCGAGCACACUCGCAAGCGCAAGAUUGUGUCUCACACCUUUGCUCCCAAGUCUAUUGGCCAGUUUGAGCCAUAUAUCCAUGGAAACUUGGAGACUUUUGUCAAGAAAUGGGAUGAGCUCGCCAAGCAGCAGCGCCGAUCUGAUGGUUACGCUCACAUUGAAUGUCUUUCUUGGUUCAAUUACGUGGCUUUUGAUACCAUUGGUGACCUUGCCUUUGGUGCGCCUUUUGGAAUGCUCGAGGCCGGAGCUGAUAUUGCCGAGAUUCGCUCUUCUCCUGAUGCACCUCCCUCGUACGCACCCGCCGUCGAGAUUCUCAACCGUCGCGGUGAAGUCUCAGCAGCCCUGGGAAUAUUGCCCGACUUGAAGCCCUACGCAGCAUGGAUCCCCGACCCCUUCUUCAGCCAGGGUGCCGAAGCAGUUCAGAACCUUGCCGGAAUCGCCAUUGCUCGUGUCAAGAACCGAUUGGAAAACCCGCCUCCGAUUGAACGCAAGGAUCUUUUGGCCCGUCUGCAGGAGGGCCGCGACGAGAAGGGCCAACCCCUCGGUAUCGAGGAGCUGACUGCCGAGGCCCUGACACAGCUCAUUGCCGGAUCGGAUACUACUAGCAACUCUUCCUGCGCCUUGCUCUUCCAUGUUGCCAGAACUCCCGGUGUCCUGCAAAAGCUGCAGGCCGAACUCGAUGCCGCCAUUCCCAACGAAGUCAAUGUGCCCUCUUACGAUAUGGUCCGAAACCUGCCCUAUAUGGAGCGGGUUAUCAAUGAGACCCUGCGCCACCACUCGACUUCCGGCAUUGGACUACCGCGUCAAAUUCCCUAUGACGGCAAGGGUGUACACCUGAAUGGCCACUACUUCCCGCCUGGCACCGUCCUGAGCGUCCCAACCUACACGAUUCACCAUUCCACGGAGAUCUGGGGUCCUGAUGCCAUGGAGUUCAACCCCGACAGAUGGGAGAACGUUACCGAUCGCCAGAAGAACGCCUUCAUUCCCUUCAGCUAUGGACCUCGUGCUUGUGUUGGCAGGAAUGUCGCCGAGAUGGAAAUGAAGAUGAUUGUGGCUACAUGGGCUCGCAGAUACGACGUCUACCUCAGACAGGACUACAUGGAUACUCGUGAGGGUUUCCUGAGAAAGCCCGUGGAAUUGAACAUUGGUAUCAAGAUUCGGGAUUCUCUGCAGUAA